This is a messenger RNA of Oryzias latipes (Japanese medaka), 8659 nucleotides long. RefSeq names its product solute carrier family 16 member 2 (gene slc16a2). The record is from RefSeq and is a predicted model, not a curated record. Gene Ontology annotation, biological process: transmembrane transport. Lineage: Eukaryota; Metazoa; Chordata; Actinopteri; Beloniformes; Adrianichthyidae. Gene Ontology annotation, molecular function: thyroid hormone transmembrane transporter activity.
CCUCCACGAUUGUACAGUAACUGUACUGGCGCUCCGCCAUUGGUUCCAGCCUUCCAUCCGCCGGGAAAAGGAGGCGGGGGCGAGCGGCUCAAUGACUGUCGAGGCUGUGUUGACAGUUCAGAGGCAGCACAGCGGCGGGAUUUGCGCGGGCCUACCGCACCGCAACCCCGCAUGAAGCUGCUAGAAGGCACACCCGGAGCUCAACAUGAUCUCCGAGUUUGACGCCGACCCCGAGAUGGUUUGGAGCGGGCUGCGAGACACGAAGCGGCAUCGAGGCGGGUUGGACGUACCGAACUGCUGGCAGCCAGCGCAAGUGGAUACAUGCGCGAAGUGAGCCUGUUGUUUUGACACCUAAAAAUUGGAAAGAAUAGAUUCGUGGAAGUCCCGAGCUCGGACCAGAAUGGUGACACCCAUAGGUUGAGGGGAAAUUCGCCAAAGUGCUGCUUCGAGGCUCGCGCGCCUGAGAAAGACUGUCCGUCCUGCGCGUUUGACAGAUAGCCAAUCAAAUCUGUUAUUCAAAUCGCUGCUCUUGUUUCACUGACCUGGCCUAUAAUCCAUGCAUGUGCUCCAAAAUCCCAGAGUUCUCUAUGCUCCAGACCCAACAGUAUGGGAACCAACGGCUUAGGCAGCCAAGAGCAGGAGUCAAAGGAGGAGAACCGGACGGAGCAGCCGGACCUCCACAUGGAGUUUAGAGAUGCUGCUCCGGAGCCGGAGAGCAGCCGGGACGCUCCGCCGGCGGCCGGCGACUGCAAGACGCCCGCCUCACCGGCUCCCGACGCCGUGGCGCACGGCCACGGAGCCGGCUUCGUGCCCCCGGAGGGAGGCUGGGGAUGGCUCGUGGUGUUUGCCGCGACCUGGUGCAACGGCUCGAUCUUCGGGAUCCAGAACUCCUUCGGCAUCCUUCACACCAUGCUUGUGAAGGAGCACACGGACCCAGACGACCCCACGUCUCAGUUCAAAGUGGCCUGGGUUGGGGCCUUGGCCAUGGGCAUGAUCUUCUUCUGCUCCCCUGUGGUCAGCAUGUUUACCGACCAUUUUGGCUGCAGGAAGACGGCCGUCAGUGGGGCCGCGCUCGCUUUUAUAGGGCUUCUCAGCACAUCGUUUGCAAACUCUUUGAUUCUUCGAUACUUCACGUACGGCAUAUUGUUCGGAUGUGGCUCCUCCUUUGCCUUUCAACCCUCGCUGGUGAUCCUUGGCCACUACUUCCGCCAGCGCCUGGGCUUAGCCAACGGUGUGGUCACAGCUGGAGCCAGCCUCUUCUCCAUGGGCCUGCCAGUUUUGCUUGAUAAAGUGGUUGAGCCUCUGGGCCUCAGCAGAACGUUCCAGAUCCUCAGCCUCUUCAUGCUGGUCCAGGCCCUUCUAGCAUUAACGUUUAUACCGUUGCUCCCCUCUGGGGGGGCCAUGGGCCCACCAGCCAUGGGGCCUGGUCAGGCUGAGUCCCAGACUCAGGCUGCAGUCCAAGCUGGGAGCAAGUGGGGCAAAGUAGUCGCCAGAAUCAGAAAGUACUUCAACCUGCGUGUCUUUCACAUUGUGACGUACCGAGUGUGGGCGUUUGGAGUGGCCACGGCUGUUUUGGGAUACUUUGUGCCAUAUGUCCAUCUGAUCAACUUCGCAAAGGAGCAGUUCAAGGAGAAUGAAAAGGAAUGGGUGUUGCUUGUUUGCAUUGGAGCCUCAUCUGGGGUGGGACGUCUCGCUUUCGGCAAGAUUGGUGACCUGAUUCCGGGUCUGAAGAAGAUUUAUAUGCAGGUGGUGUCCUUCAUGGCUCUGGGCCUCAUGUCCAUGAUGAUUCCUCAGUGCGCAGCGUUUGAGGGGCUGGUGGUGGUGUGCGCCUUCCUGGGACUUUGCGACGGUUGCUUUCUCACCAUGAUGGCUCCCAUUGCUUUCGAACUGGUUGGCCCCAUGCAGGCCUCGCAGGCCAUCGGUUACCUUCUUGGCCUUAUGUCUCUGCCCAUGACGGCAGGUCCACCCAUUGCAGGUCUCCUGCAUGAUUACUUUGGCAACUACACGGUGGCGUUCUCCCUGGCCGGGGUGCCUCCUAUGGUGGGCGGCGUGGUCCUGUUCUUUGUGCCGCUGAUUCACCGCAGACUUCAGCGAGGCCAGGCUCCUCCAGAGGACACCACUGCCUACAUGCUGCCUGCAGCGCUUCCAGCUGGAGAAGCCAAGAGCUGCUCCAACGGAGACAUCCUGCCAGGCUACACCGAUGUGGAGACCCACAUCUGAGUCACGUCCUACAAAGGGAUUCAGCCCACCAGCACUUUUCUUACCCUUACAAUGCCUAUGGACUUCCUGUUCCUUUUGACUGAUCUCGUCUCCUCCCUCCUGAGAUUCCAUUAGCAGUUUGCUGUUUUUAUGCAAAGAGAAGGUCAGCGUUGGAUGAGUGAGGAGGACGAACAGAACAACUGUAAUUGCUUUCACAGCUCAGCUGUAGCAAACCAUUAGGAUGCAAGACAUAAGGAAAAAAAAACAUUCCAACUCUCUGUUUUAAAGCAUUUAUCUCAGAUUUAAAGCUGCAAAACUACACUUUUAUUUUCAUUUCAUAAAUACAUAUAUACUUAACAAAUUAGACAGUGACAUGUAGUGAAGGGAUACAAUCGAAGUUUUUUAGCAGUACCUCAAUUUUCUACUUGUGGUAUCGCUGUACAUUUUAUUGACAUAGCUUCACUGAAAUAGUCUUUUUGUUUUGUUUGUUUCUUUGAUUUUUCUAACAUGUUACACUUCAAUGUGAUGCAGUACUUUUGAGACAGCUGCAAGACAACUUUUGAGAAAAUCAUAAAAGAGAAAAAGGAUAUUUCUGAUAGACGCAACCGUCUCAGCUCUUCUGACCUCAGCGUUUUUGAUCGUGGCGCUCUAUUCCCUAAAGGACCCAGAACGUAAAACUGAAGGACCUUAAUCUCUUUGCCACUCUGCCUAUGUGUGAUACUGUUGUGUCACUGGAGUAGCUGCUAAUUCCAACGAUAUGCAAUGAACUUUUCACUUCAGUUGAGAUCAGUGAGUUCUUUCAUGCAGGUUACACAAACUUAAAAAAAGGUGAACAUCUGCUUCCUGCUUUAAUCAGACAGGUCUUUUUGAAAUAGCUUGCAGGUGCUGGACAAAUCCACAGAAUCUAUGCAGAAGUGUUUAUGCAGAUGUUACAGGAACCCGAGGAUUGUCUUUACUUCAUUUUGAAAAGGAAUUUUCAUUAUAUCAGUGCAGUUUCUGCUUUUGAAUAUGUGAUGUCAGUUUGUAUUUCAGAUGGGGUACUGAUGCAUUUUAGUACUUAUUCAUGCCGGGGUAUUGAUCAGCUUGAACUUUCUAAGCAUGGCUGGACGGAGGGCAAAGCUCUGGUGAACUCACAUUUAUGCAUGCAGGUGAGGAGAACUGUCAGACUGGAAAAGCUCUUAGUAACUUUGAGAUUCAGUUUCUGAAAGUGGGACACUGCAAAGCAGUACAGAUCCCCAGGAUGAGCGUCAAACUCCAGUCCUGAAAGGCCCCAAGUUGUGGUGUUUUUUUAACAGUUCCCUGCCCUACCUGCUGCUGAUUACCUGAAGCAGAGUACCAACCUCCAAGGACUGACAUUUGUGCUCCAAACGCACAUUAGAGCGGUGUUUGUUUGAAAUAUUGUAACCCUAAAAUUAAAAAAAACAAACAAGCUUUCUAAACCAGGAGGAGUUUAUUUGUAAACCCAGGGCUAUCUUUAUGUUUAUUUGCUGGAUCUCACACAAAGCUAAGCCUGCUGCUCUCAUCCUGCCUGCUCGCUUAUGUAGAGUCCCACUUCAAUGCAGGAGUUUGCAUUUGACCAGAAUGCAAAUGCAAGAAGCCUGGUGCUUUAAGCUGGAGGGGGUAAAAGCAGACACGUGCUGCAACAAAAUCAGACUCCUGUGAACUCUGAAUGUUCAUACAGUCAUGAAUCCAAACAAAGAAGCCCAGCAAAGGAGGGUGUAGUUUUCCUUUGGCCAUUCACAGUUUCAACAUUUUACAUACUGACAAUCUUUUGAGAGGCUGCAGCAACCUAGAAUAUGUGUAGGGCGGUACAGUAAUGGCAAAAGGUCAUCUGGGAAAAGGAAAAGGGAACGCCCUGAUUCUGGUCUGGCAUUUCUUUCCAUUAUCCUUUGCUUUCAUUGAGGACUUCCUGCUGUGUAUACAUUACAUUUUCGAGCCAUUGAGGCAGUUUUUGUUAUUUUUAAAUGAAUUUUAUAUUUCUAAUGCACCAUAGUCAAAUCUGUCAAAAUACAUGUUAGCAAUUAGAUUUGGUUCCCUGAGAAUCGUUCAUCGCAACAGCGGAUGAAAGAAGUAAUUUAUCCAUUUAUGAUUUCUUUAUCAAAAGAAAUUGACAGUCUGUCAAUUUAAUGGUAGGUUCAUUUUAACUGUGAUAGAUAGAAAAGCCCUUUUUUUCCAUUUCAUUGAGGGAAAUAAUUAUUUGAACCCUCUUUCCACAAAGACUUUGUACUUUGAGGUAAAACCCUUAUUAACAACACAGAGGUCAGAUGUUUCUUGUAGUUGAUGAUCAGGUUUCUGCACAUAUCAGGAGGAAUUCUAGUCCACUCAUCUUUGCAAAUGACUUCAAUUGCAUUCAGAUUUGGUGGCUGUUGCUUGGCAACUCUAACCUUCAAUUCUCUCCAUAGGUUUUUUAUAGGGUUGAGUCUGGGUUGAGACUGGCUGGGCCACUCCAUGACUUCUUCAGCCAUUUCUUGGUUGUAUGUUUUGGGUCAUGAUUCUGUUGAAAGACCCAUUCACCACCAAUUUUAAGCAUCUUGGCUUAAGAAGGGAAGGAGAUUCUCACUCAGGAUUUGACAGUACAAGGCUCCGUUCAUCCUCCCAUCCACACGGUGGAGAAUCAUGGGCAGAACCCCCCCCCCCCCCAAAAAAAAAAAAACGUGUUUCCACCUCCAUGUUUGACAGUGGGGAUGGUCUUUUUGGGGUCAUAGGCAGCAUUAGUCUUUUUCCAAACACAAUGGGUUUAGGUGAUGCCAGAGAGCUCAGUUUUGAUCUGAUCUGACCACAGCACCUUCUCCCAAUCCCUCUCUUAAUCAUGAAGGUGUUCAUUGGCAAACUUCAGGCCCACCUAUUUCCCGCGAUGAAAUGGAAAAUUUUAAGUGGGCAAGUCAACAAAAUCAGCAAGGGAUCAAAUAUUUGUUUCCUCCACUGUAAAUAAAUUGUAAAAGCUGAGAAGGACCGCUUCAUCCUUUUAGUUUAGAGUUUAUUAGUUUAGUUUAGUUUAUUGUUAUUACAUUUUUUCCCCCCAGCAAUUUAGUGUCUACAAAAAGAUUAGCAAAAGUGUUCUGCCAUGGGUAAGUUACAGUUUACAGUGAAUUACAAACCUGUUGUGUGGGCAAAGUUGUGUUUGUGAAUUUAUGGCUUCUGUUGCAGAAAUGUUGACUUACUUAAAGAAAAUUAGACACUCUUGACAAAUAAUCUAUGCAUAAGUGAUACCAAGUAUUUCUUUCACCAUGAAAAAAAAUCAUAACGACAUACUUUUUACUUACUUUUUAUUGAUCCAGGAAUUGAAGAAGUCUGAGUCAGGGUCUGAUCCGUUCAGUAGUGAAGUUGUUUUGUUUGGGUUCUGGUCGGGGGUUUUCGUGCAGGUCUUUAUUGGCCUUCUGUUGGCGCACCGUCUCUUUGCCUUAACAGUUACCGACCCUCUUUGUGACUCCAUCCAGUCUUCCGUUUCAUGGUGGAGGUGUUGCCGUCCUCCAAAGCUUCCCCUCUCUAAGCAGUGCAAGCCGACAUCCUGACAUGCGUCACAAUAUUAUGUCCACCAAGAGAAAGUGUGUGUAUGUAGCAUCCCACUACAGCCUCAAUCAAGAAUCUGUUUGGAUGGCUGUUUAGAUUUAUGGCAGCUGGGUGCCACGCUGCAGUUUUAAAGGAGAAAUCCACUGAGAUUUCUUAACUCAUUUUUUCUAUUGAUUAUAGGCAUGUUUUAAACUGUGUUGUAAUUUUGUUUUUGCAGACAACUUAUAGAGAGAUUUAAUGUUCAUGUUGGAAACCCAAAGAUGGAUUUUUUUUUAAAUACUUUAGUUUUAGGUGCUAUAAAAAAUGCAGACCUGUGUAACUGUGUGCAGAGAUGCCUGCUGAUGUUGGAAGACUUUAACUGGUUUUCGGGUACCAGCUGUACCUGUUCUUGGCUCUCUUUAGGCGUGUUUGUCUGUGUUUGUCCUCCUGAUCAUCUUGCCUCCAGGCUGGAUCUCUGGAUAAAGAGGCUGUUUGAUCUUCCAGAGUCAAUUAAAAUAUAGGAUUUGAUCCCUUUUGGUGCUUCUUUCCGUUCAUUAGUUUUGGUCUGUUUUAUAUUCUCAAAUUGAAAUUGCAAGGAGAGGAAAAAAAAGUUUUUUUUACUAUGAAUGGUGGGGACUUCCACAUUUAAUUGAAUUGUUUUUUCUUGUUCUAUUAGUUCUUGUACUUAUUAGGUUUUGUUUGUAGCUAAAACCCUUUUAUAUUAAAAACCGACAUUUCCACUAAUUGUGUUCUUUUAAGGAAAAACUUUUGAUGUCUGCUAACAUGACACAACACACACACAGAGUGUUGUACAGUCUUGUUGUGCCAGGUGUCAUCUUAUAAUCUUUGUGGUUCCAGGUAUCUUUGGUUUUGGCUUUUGCCCCUAUAUUUUAAUGUGUGUAAACCAAGAAGAUGGACAUGUUUGUGAAAGAUUUGAAAAAGACUGACAUGAAUGAGAAGCAGUUUGGUUUCUCAUUGUUUAAUUUGUUUGUUUUUAGCCAUUUUGCUGCUGAGAGAGUGUGGUCAGAUGCCUGAUGAAACACACAUUUCCGUACUAUAGCGCACACCGGAUUGUAAGGAGUACAGUCAAUAAAUGGUCUGUUUACUAACUUGUGUCAUACACACAUCACAUACAUGUGUAUAACUGUACAGCUACCGUUAGACCGUCUGCGGCAACAUGUGUUCGAGCGACCGCUUUCAAUGGAUAAUCUAUGUAAACACGCGUAAACAUAUUUCAGGCUUCUGCGUUAAAAACUCUUGCAUUGACGUGUAGGAACACAACUUUAACGACCAUUUUCAGGAUCUAUGUAGAAAACGCAUGGCCGUUGAAAGCCAAAGGCCAUUGAAAGUGCGUCACAUUGCCGGUGUGUACAUACCAUAAGGCGCAUUAAGGGAGACAAAAGAGUGAGAGAUAACCCCGUCAGUCAUACUUUAAGGCGUUCAAAGUAACUCUAGAACCUUAAGAAUACACGUAAAAAAUUAAUAAAGACUGAUUUAGCUGAAACAAACGUUACUGUAAGUACGUUAACUCUCAAACUUAGUUUUAACACUUAAAAAAAAACAACCAGUCUGACACUGCACCAUGUUAGCGUAUUCAUAAUAAAACCCAACCAACAUUUUGACAGAGCCCUGUGUACCUCUCAGAAUCGCUUCGGCAUCAGUAAGAUCGACCAGAAUGAAUCCAUACAUAAGGCGCUCCAGACUAUAAGGUGCAUUAUCAUUUUUUGAAAUAAAGAAGGCUUUUAAAUCCGCCUCAUAGUGCGAAUAAAAUCCAGAAUAGAUAAAUCUAAAGAUGAAGGAGCUACACAAGGAAGAAUGUGUGAAGAUAGUUUCUUUUAUGUGGCCUCACUGGUCCUCCUCCUGUGACUCCGGUUCUCUCUCAUCUCUUAACACAGAACACUUGCUAAAUAUUUACCUGGACUCCCAGCUUGCAUUUGUCACGUGCUGCACACAAAGCUGUCGCCUAUGCACCUCGUGUUUUACCCAAAAAUGCUGCAAGUUUCAACACUAAUAAAUUUUACUUAGCAUCUUUUAAGAUUUUUUUCCCCCCAAAAAGAGUUGCUUUUAAAAAAGAUCUGAGAUAUUUUUUUUAACUGUUUCCACUUUUAUUUUUAUUUUUUUUGAUAAUUCACACCAGGUCAUACGAGGCGCACUCGUAUGACAAAAAUACAAAAGGGCCACAGCUCUCUGUUGUUGCCAUCUUUCAAAAAUUGUUGUUCUUAUCUAAUCAGCCAGAAGACAGAGCUCGGCCUCUGAGCUUCAUCUCAUUAGUGUCUCUCCUGGCGAAAUGUUUGCCAGGCUUACAAUCAUUCCAGUGUUGCUCUGCUGUGAGGCGUGCCAUUCCUGCGCUUCCUUGACCUCAGUCUGCUUAAUGUCUCUCUGCUGUGCUUUGUUUAACUCAGACGCAUGAAAAGAUGAAGGUCCAAUUGUUACAGCUGAGCCAUGAUUUACAACUCUGAACCUCUUGGGCUGCCAGACUCCAAGAGAGCAUGCACCGCAAAGUUGUUUCCAGGAAACCUCAUUUGUGUCCUUUUUUUCCACCUCAAAUGAAACUUUGUAUUUCCCACAUGCCCAUUUAACUGUUAUAUGUGUGUCUUUAUCGUCCUGUUCCUGUGUACAGCUGUCUUGGUGAUAACAGACCAUCAUCUGUGUCCCUGCACUAACUUUCAGCCUUACACGGUGAAUUAUGUUCAAUAUUUUAGUGCAGGAUCGCUAAGCAUUCCUCUGUGUACCCUGUUGGUUGCUGCAGUUUGACCCCCUUUACCUCUUUGCAAGCUUCUGUCCCAUCACAAGCUCCACGUUUUAACAAGCAUGCAUUAUUUAAUUUCACUUAAAAGUACAACAUAAUUCAUGAAAUCUGAGAUUAAGUUUUGCUGCUAGAAAAAAAAAGAAAUUUCUGGUUGUGUUGUAUUUUCAAAUCUCUAAGUGUCACAUGUUUUCUUUAAAACCAUCAAUAAAGAUAUAAAAUGAC